Symbiodinium necroappetens is the source of this 1076-nucleotide messenger RNA. NCBI's taxonomy places the organism in Eukaryota, Dinophyceae, Suessiales, Symbiodiniaceae. The record is from the annotation of a GenBank genome assembly.
AUGGGUGGCGGCACUUUCGAUGUCUCGCUAUUGACCAUCGAGGAUGGAAUUUUCGAGGUGAAGGCCACUGCCGGCGACACCCACUUGGGCGGUGAGGACUUCGACAAUCGCGUAGUGGACUUCUGCAUCCAGGACUUCAAGCGCAAGAACCGCGGCAAGGACAUGGCUGGCAACCAGCGCGCCAUCCGACGUCUGCGGACGCAGUGCGAGCGGGCCAAGCGCACGCUGUCUUCCUCCACGCAGGCCACCAUCGAGAUCGACUCGCUCUUUGAAGGCAUCGACUACUCCUGCUCUUUGUCCCGUGCUCGUUUCGAGGAGUUGUGCAUGGACUACUUCCGCAACUCCAUGGGUCCGGUGGAGAAGUGCCUGAAGGAUUCUGGCAUCGACAAGAAGAGUGUGCAUGAUGUGGUGCUGGUCGGUGGCUCCACGCGCAUCCCCAAGGUGCAGUCCAUGAUUCAGGAGUUCUUCAACGGCAAGGAGCCGAACAGGUCCAUCAACCCUGAUGAGGCAGUGGCCUACGGUGCCGCAGUGCAGGCUGCCAUUCUGACGGGCGAGGGUUCGUCCCAGGUGCAGGACCUUCUGCUUUUGGAUGUGACGCCUUUGUCCAUGGGUCUGGAGACCGCCGGUGGCGUCAUGACCAAGCUCAUCGAGCGAAACACAACAAUUCCAACGAAAAAGGCACAGACCUUCACCACCUAUGCCGACAACCAGCCGGGUGUGUUGAUCCAGGUCUUCGAGGGCGAGCGUGCCAUGACGAAAGACAACAACUUGCUCGGCAAGUUCCACUUGGACGGCAUUCCGCCCGCCCCGCGUGGCGUGCCACAGAUCGAGGUGACCUACGACAUCGAUGCCAACGGCAUUCUGAACGUGAGCGCCUCGGACAAGUCCACCGGCAAGUCCAAUCAGAUUACCAUCACCAACGAGAAGGGUCGCCUGUCGCAGUCCGAGAUCGACCGCAUGGUGCAGGAAGCAGAGAAGUUCCGUGCCGAAGACGAGGCGAACAAGCUGAAAAUCGAGGCGAAGAACGGCCUGGAGAACUACUGCUUCACCAUGCGCAACACCUUGAACGAGGAGAA